Molecule: messenger RNA, 453 nt
Organism: Lycium barbarum (goji berry)
Lineage: Eukaryota; Viridiplantae; Streptophyta; Magnoliopsida; Solanales; Solanaceae
Exons: 1
Coding region: 1-453 (150 amino acids)
Source: RefSeq, a predicted model, not a curated record
AUGUUGAAGGCUAAGGAUCUGAUUGAUCAUCAAAUUUGGUGGCAGCUGAGAAUGGGUUCUUCAUUAUUCUGGUUUGAUAACUGGUCUGGACUAGGCCCAUUAUACUUCAUUGUUCCUUCUGAAUUUCAGUGUAAUGAAGCCAUAGAGAAUGUUUCUGAUGUAGUUACUGAUGGUAGGUGGCAUGUGCCUGCCAUUAGAAACAAUUUACCUAAGGACUUGGCUGAAUACAUCUUGACUGAGGUAAAGCCACCUGCUAAACCUGGAGAGAUUGACAAGCCUUGGUGGAUGUUGGAGACAAAUGGAGAAUUUAGUGUCAAAUCUGCAUGGGAAUUUAUAAGGAGCAGAGGUGAAAAGAAGGAGGUUUACAAGAAAUUUGGGUCAAGGGAUUGCCAUUCAAGAUAUCAUUUCUUAUGUGGAGAGUAUGGCAUUUCAAAGUCCCUCUUGAUGAUGUAG